Molecule: messenger RNA, 1167 nt
Organism: Aureobasidium melanogenum CBS 110374
Lineage: Eukaryota; Fungi; Ascomycota; Dothideomycetes; Dothideales; Saccotheciaceae
Exons: 5
Coding region: 1-1167 (388 amino acids)
Source: RefSeq, a predicted model, not a curated record
AUGGGAGCUUACAUUAAUGGGUUCUACGCCUUUUCUCCCGUUUCCACAAACGACCGUGCUGGUAUACUAUAUGUUGCGACGAUCUUGAGCUUGCUGUUUUCGGUCAUCACUCUUAUCGUGCGAUGGCACAUCCAACGAAGGACUUUUGGACUUGACUUUUGGGUCAUUGUCGCUGCUACGGUCGUUGCACUAGGUCAAUAUGCAGCUAUUUUCGUAGGGCUGGAUCACUUUGCGCUGGGGAAAGCAGUCUCUCUCAUGUCAAAGAAGGACCAACUCAAUGCAGCCAGGUCCGCUAUUGCUAGUAUCGACCUCUUCCUCAUUUCCAACGCCCUCACAAAAUGUUCAGUCAUCUUCUUUAUGAAGCGUCUCUUCUCAACAGACAACAGGACUGCAAAAAUCCUGUGUAAUAGUCUGCUGAUCUCGGUCGCGGUCUGGAUGUUGGCCUCGAUCCUGGGACUGAGCAUUUCCUGCAGUGCAGCUACCAAGUUUGAUCUUGAAGACCGAUGCAGCGGCCAGAUCACUCGAUGGAGCGUCGUAGCAACUUUCGACUCGCUCUUCGAAAUCGCAAUCUUCCUUCUCUCCAUCAUCCUCGUGGUGCCCCUUCAGAUGACCACUGAAAUCAAACUCUCGGUCGUGUUUGCAUUUAGUUUCCGCCUCGUUGUCGCCAUCUUCGCAAUCAUCCACGUCUACUACGUCUCCCAAUGGUCUUCCUCCUCCGACCCAGGCAUCGCAACCGUCUAUUCCCUCCUCUGGCAACAAAUCGAACUCGGCUACGCCCUCAUGGCCGCCACGAUUCCUACUUUACGUUCCUUCAUCCGCGGCUACGAAAAAGCAAUGGGCUGGGAAUCCUCCUACUACGUCCGCAACAACACCGCCGCCUCUCGCACCGCAACCUCCACAUACCACCUCUCCACAAUGACCAAAUCCCGCCACGAAGAAGAAAGAGGAGAUGCAGUGUUUGGUCUUCAGAGGAUAGAAACCUGUGAUCGCGAGCCGCUGAGACCGGAUCGGCCGAAUUACAAAGCCCAGAUUUAUGGACCGGGGUUGGAUAGUGUUAGUGAGGGUAAUGUGCCCAGGAGGACGAAGAGCAGUUCUAGUGGUGACAGCCAGGAACCGAUUAUUCGCAAGGAUGUCGAGAUUCAGGUUAGUUCUGAGGCUGCGCCAUGA